CCACCACCACCACCACCACCACCACCACCUACGUCGGCAGCAGCACCUACGCCAACGCCAACGCGUACGCCAACACCAACAACUCGCUCAGCAGCAGCAGGGACUGGUGCGAGUGCUGCCCGCUGUGCAGCCAAGACGCCUACGCCUACGCCGGCGAGCCGUCCUUCCAGACCCUGGCCCCGGCCGCCGCCCCGGACGGCAUAAUGUUGUGGCUCUUUCGCGUGCUGUUUGGCGCCGUCUUCCUCCUCAGCAUCGUCCUCUCUAUCCCCAUCGCCUUUGACGUCGGCGGCCGCGACGCCGGGCUCGCCUACUCGCUCGCCCUCUUCACCUUCUACCUGCUCUACUCGUCGGCCAAGCUCCUGACCCCGGACCGCGGCUCCCGCUUCCGCGCCGCCCUGAGCGGGCUCCUGCGCCUGGCCCAGUGGGUCGUCAUCCCGACCCUGCUCAUCUGGGCCCUGAGCCGCUUCUCGGUCGACGACAAGCAGUCCGCCGCCGCCGGCGCGGACUGGGUCCAGCGCACCCUCGGCCGCGCCGGCUUCGGCACGCGCGCGCCUGAGAGCUGGCACGACUGGUUCUUUGGCCAGCACGGCGUGCUCGAGACAGUCACCCUGGGCAGCUGGGACAGGAGCCUAAGCUACUCGAGCCCCGUCUUCCAGCUGUUCGAGGGCUUCUGCAGCCUGCUGGUCAUCCAGGCCGCCGGCCAGAUCACGAGGUGGCUCGUCAACCGUGGCAGGAGCGAUACGUGGAUCAUCCUUCUCCUCGUCUUCUCCGCCUCCGUUAUCGCGAGCGCUGUAUACUUCCUGUGGAGGGUGGUGCACUUCCCCCAGAUCAACAAUGGCGACGCCACGCUGAUCGGGGUCACUAUGACCACGGCCUUUUUCCUUGGUGCCUACGGCAUCGGUAGCGGGCGUGGGAACCCGGUCGAGUCGUCGCUCCUCUUCGCCUACAUCGUUCUCUGCGUCUACCAGAUCUUCACCGACUACAUGCCGUCUGACGGUGCCGCCGCUGCCGCUGCCGAUGCGCAGCCGGGCGCCGCGCAACCCGACUUUCCGCCGCUGCCCCCCGUCAUCAUGGCGUCGUACUCGACGCUGCUUCACAUGCUGGGCAACCUCCCGUCGGCCGUCAGCUCGUCGCUCACGUUCCUGUACGCGGCCUUCCAGACCAUCACGCCGUCCGUCAUCAUCUCGCUCGCCUACCGCAUCACCGUCUUCUACUGCGCGACGCGCAUAAUACCCGCCGUUCGCGAGUCGGGUGCGCGCGCUCUAAUGCAGGAGCCCUCGUUUGAGGACGCCGACGCGGCCAGCAAGCUGUUCGGCUUCCUCUCGUGGUUCUCUCCCUCGAUCCUGAUCGCCGUCUACACGAGCCUGUUGCUGCAGCACUUCUCCGUCUCGAGCGACGGCGUCGGCGACCUGGGCUGGACGCUCAAGUCCGGGGACGCCGGCGGCAACAUAUGGCGCUGGGUCAACGUGGGCGCCACCAUGUCCAUGUACGCGGUCGAGCUGUACCUCGGCAGCGACGACCCGGACACGGGCAUGACGGCCCAUUGGAAGAGCGACUGAUCUAGUCCGCCUAAAUCGGCCGGCGAACAUUGUGCCGCAUCUCUAUUGUCUCUCUGGGGACACAAACACAACCAUAUAUGCAUGCAAAACAUCAGAGCGGCACCUUACGUUGGCUCCCUUUUUCUCGACUAGACAGUCUAGAGAAGGGAGCGGAUGCCCUCGCAAUUUAUACCCCGCAGGAAACUUGUUGGACAACUGUUUCCUUAUUGCCCAAUUUCCCUUCUUCCGCCUCUUUUUUAUGACCCUCGCUCUCUUCGCGUCCCUCUCACUCUCACUCGACACCUCCCUAACCGCCGACGAACGGCUCAUACUCACGAAUCUCCUUUUAACUCGUCUAUAUGACCCCAUCACGGGGAAACCUUGCGCGAAGCAGCUCCCUCGUUCCAUUUUUUUCACCUAUUACCGACUUUAUGACGAUGAAAUCAUCACCAGGUCUCGUUCGACGAAAAGUUUUGGAUGAGGGUGGUUUAUGAAAUGGACUCGGGCAGCACAGCAUGGCGUCGUCUUGUGGUUUCCCCUCCCCUCUUUCCAGGCAAUGAACAAAACAAACAAAAACCAGGAGGCAAGGCCAGGCCAGGCCCGCCCUCUUCAUAUUUCAUAUUUUCUUUGUUUAGCUAAUCAUGUUCUUUUUUUGGCCCUUAGCUUUUUUUUUUUUUUGACGCGAAGCAUCGAACAUGUAUGAAGGAGCAAGCGGAAAGGGAACGAAGCGCGGCAAAGCCCGCCUCGGGUACAACAUGUACUCCAAUGCAGAUUUUCUAUGUCUACAAUGCCCAUUGCGCGAGUUUGAAUGUACCAUCUGUCUCUGUCUCUAGCAGUUGUCGUCUAUGCUUGUUUUUGCCUUUAAAAACACAAGAUCAGGAUCUCGCUUCCCCUAAAACAAGACACACGUACGACACCUUGCUUUCUCUUUUUGCCAAUGCCAAAGGUCUCGCUCAGUCUUGGAAGGUCCUUUGGGGUCGUGACCACUUGGUCCGCCCUCGACCGCAUAUAAUGAUGAUCACCAUGACACGCCCGA
Molecule: messenger RNA, 2574 nt
Organism: Gaeumannomyces tritici R3-111a-1
Lineage: Eukaryota; Fungi; Ascomycota; Sordariomycetes; Magnaporthales; Magnaporthaceae
Product: ER membrane protein
Exons: 2
Coding region: 204-1559 (451 amino acids)
Biological process (GO): septin ring assembly; endoplasmic reticulum inheritance
Cellular component (GO): cortical endoplasmic reticulum; endoplasmic reticulum membrane; perinuclear endoplasmic reticulum
Source: RefSeq, a predicted model, not a curated record